Messenger RNA from Rhopilema esculentum, 630 nucleotides. RefSeq lists its product as uncharacterized. The record is from RefSeq and is a predicted model, not a curated record. Lineage: Eukaryota; Metazoa; Cnidaria; Scyphozoa; Rhizostomeae; Rhizostomatidae.
CCAGAUCCCAAUAAAAAAGCGGACACUUCACAAUGUCAUCAGUUUGCUGAAGGAUUGGUGGGACAACAGGUUUGGAGCUGACGACGCUGUGAACCUGCUACAAGAUGAAGGUCGUGUUGCUGUUUUGUGUCCUUCUUGGACUCGUCAUUUCCAUCCACGGUGCAGCUGUUGAGGAAAACUCCGAGGUGUCGGACAAGGGUGUCCCGGAAGAUGUGAGUGUAGAGGAGGACUUUGUUAGCGAUGAAGAGGAAGAUCCAGAUAAUGAAGAGCCCUCUGAGGAUGAGGACAGUGAUGCUGCUGAACCUGAAGAGGACAAUGCAAUAGCUGAAGAUAACUCUGAGAAAGACGAAUCUGCAUCAGAUCCUGGAUAUUACCGCAGAAGAUCCUUGCGCAGACGUAGUUUCCGCAGACGAUCCUGGCGUAGACGAUCCUGGCGCAGACGAUCCUGGCGCAGACGUAGUUUCCGCAGAAGAUCCUGGCGCAGGAGAUCCUGGCGCAGACGUACCUCGCGCCGAAGAUACGGGAAAUAAGCUAAAAACUGAUGAAAACACUUUUUGAGUUGGCUCAUUUUGAAGUGCUUUUUUUAUGUUUACAUAUUUUUGAACCUGUUGACAUAGAUCAACUGAGAAA